Dibothriocephalus latus is the source of this 693-nucleotide messenger RNA. Lineage: Eukaryota; Metazoa; Platyhelminthes; Cestoda; Diphyllobothriidea; Diphyllobothriidae. The record is from the annotation of a GenBank genome assembly.
AUGACGAGCAAGAUCGCUGCUGUCGCGAACCUGGCCUUUCAUGUCUUCCGUGCGCAUUCGCUUCGUUCCAUGGCCAAGCGUACAGAUGCUUCCUCUGAGAAUAAUAACACGAACGGUGUCCGCGGAUUGCACGCUUCUUCAUUUGCCAACACCAGUGAACCUGAAUCCCUCCAGGAUGUUUCAUCAGAUGCCCUCAAAACCCUUCUUACUAGCGUUAGCGCCUUGACCUUAGAAGAUGUAGGAGUUGAUCGCGUCAAUGGAUUUGACUCUUCCUCCUUUGCUGCGCCCGUUAUUUACGUUCACAUAACUGAAAAUGAGGUUUUCUCAAUGGGUAUGUUCGUUCUACGACCGGGUUCACGUAUUCCCUUGCACAAUCAUCCAGGCAUGUUUGGAAUCAUUCGGGUAAUGCAAGGCGCUGUACGUUGCCAGAGCUUCACACGUCUAAGCACUUCUCAACUAAGGGCAGCUGGCGGUCCAUUGGCAGUCCUUUCGGCCCAGGGUGCCGCCAAAUGGCAGCUUUCCGACUUCACGGUUGCUCAGCCCCAUCAAGACACCUUGCUAAACGUUGGCUGUCAACCCUGUGUUCUAACGCCGCACACAGGCAACCUUCAUGAACUGACAGCUGUCGAUGGCACAGUCGUCUUUCUGGACAUUCUUGCGCCACCAUACAACCACGAUUUAGGCACAAGAGAA